UAAAGCACAUUGUAUUGUAAAUUGUAGAUAUUUUUUAUUUUUUAACGUAAUAAUAUUUCUUUUAACAAUGUUAGAUAUUUAGAUAAAACAAAGCAUACUUACUUACUUUAAGUGUUAACAUCAACGGUAUUUGAUGGACUUUCUAGAUUCAUUAGAUCUACAGGUGCAUGCCCAUGGCAAGAAGACCGACCGUAUGCGCUCAUGGUACCUCUACGAGCAGUACAGAACGCUGACACAGCAUCAGCUAGACGCGGCACAGAAGCUGCGGAACCGCUGGGUCCAAGAACAGCUGCUGCAUCAGGAGCUCACGGAGCGGCGCUCUCGGCGUAGUCCUUUUUAUCAGGUCAGCAUGCAUCUCAGCGACCCGCAGCAAGACUGCAUCAGCCAAGCCACCUGCCUCAGCACCACCAACGACGACUUCUACGAGGGCUUCUCUGAUCUCCACGACUUUGAAGGCGGCAACAACAGCGUGGGCAGCCAUCAUGGCACCGAUAAUACUUUCAUGGAGGAUAAGAAUCUAGAAGAUUUCCAAGAGGAUACCAGCUGCGCGGAUAGUGUUUCUAGCGUGGUUGAUAAGGACGCUACGGACAGGUCCACAAAACAAACUAUCGCUGACAAAAUAAAACUGAAUCUACAGACCGUUAAUGAAAACAUGGCAGGCCUCGAGAGAUACGCCCAGAUGACUGACAGAGACCACAACUCGGAGACGAGCGUAGACUCUCUGGGUUGGCGAAACGUUCUUCGGAAGGACGUUAAUGACAAUCAAUUGUUUUAUAUGUGGAGCCGCCUGGUUGCGUUCGCGUACCAUAUUAUACAACUUAAUCAUGGAAACUGCUACUACGACUACAGCUCCCAGUUGCUCACCGCCGUCCUGGCGUGCGAUGCGCUGCGCCGCGGCGUCAACCGCAUGUGUGAUAUUUUGCAGUAUUACGUCUCACCCGUGAAAUAUGCUAGUGAUUCUGAAGAUAAUUCCAAUAUCUGCAGGAAAAAACUUAAAAAAAAGAAAUCUCAUGGGUUGAAAAAACUACGAAAAUCGUCUAAAUAUAAGAUAAAUUCAAGUUCGCACAAAAAAGUCACGAGGCGCUUCGAAGAUGACCACCAUGCGGAACAUUCGAGUAGUUCCUGGCAACACUACAGGAAAUACUCAGUACACACAAUGGAGCAAAACAGGAAACACCGACAACCGAGGAGACGAGAGUGGCGAAAAGCUAAACGCAGCACCAUCCCUCGGGGCCUCCAGACCCUCUGGCCCUCAGAGCUGGAAACCACCGACUCCUGCACCUUCGAGGGCGUAAGCCCUAAUAACCCCAUGCUCCUGCUCGUGCGAUAUUUGGACGAUGUCCUCAAAACUGACGUCCGGGACUUUGAGUAA
Messenger RNA from Cydia splendana, 1372 nucleotides. RefSeq lists its product as uncharacterized. The record is from RefSeq and is a predicted model, not a curated record. The transcript has 8 exons. NCBI's taxonomy places the organism in Eukaryota, Metazoa, Arthropoda, Insecta, Lepidoptera, Tortricidae. The coding region runs from base 134 to 1372 and encodes 412 amino acids.